AUGCAGAGUACCAAAAAAAGUAAACAUUAUUAUUCAAUGUUUGCAUUUGUUCAGGCAUAUUCAAAGGGUAUAUUGACAUGGUUGGUUUCUUUGUUUACAAAAGUAUAUUCCAUUCCAAUAGAUAAAUUUGAUGAUGAAAGUACAUGGACUUCUUUACAGGAAGAGAAAUUUCGAAAAUUCAUACAAGAGAUGGAGAAAAAUCCAACAAUUGCUACAUUAUGUCAUCUAAUGAGAUUAGGUUUAGAUAAUAUUGAAAUGAAAGAGUAUAUUCGAAAUAAUGAUUCAAAAUCAUUGAGAGAAUUAUUGCCACAACGUUUGAAAUUAUAUCUUGUACAGAAACGACGAAGAUAUUUCAAUCUAAUCAGUAAUCAGAUAAGACAAAAUGUUUUCCUAGAAUCCAAAUAUCCAAAUUUCCUGUCGUUUCUAGAUAGAAACAAAUCUAUCUGUUUUUCCAAUAAUAAUUAUAUGGCCAAUGAUGAAUUUGUUGAGUUUGUACAUAGUGAAAUCAAAGAUGCACGGAUUGCUAGAGAUGAAAAGACUAUUGGAAAGUCCAUUCAAAAGAGAGUGUAUGCAAAUCAAUUUGUUAGAGAAUUGAAAAGUUUCAAAACUUACAAAGAAACAGAAUCAUCUUGGGAUUUGUCAUCAAGUGUGAAUGAAAUUGUGAAUUUACUUAAUAAGCGUAUAGGAUUUGACAAGUCUUCCAUUUCUACAUUUCAUGCCAAUCAUAGGAAGAAUAUUGUUAAUAUUUUUACGUCCAACCAUGCAGAGAUUUUACCAAAUGAUGAUCCUAAAUUCAAAUACGAUAGCAUCAGUGAAACAAAAUUAUUGGAAUCUUUCACCAAAACAAUUGAAAACACUCCCAAUGACUCCACACAAUCCAAGGAUUUAAAUUUAAUUAUUUUAGAUGAUGAUCCAUUAAAUACUAGUCAAGAUUGUAUCAGUAGUCCUUCAAAGAAGAGAAAAACACAAAGUGAACCAUUGUUAAUGGCCCCUCUCACACAAGUAAACAAAUCUAAACAGGGCCACAAUGAAUCAGCAACCUUCAAUGUAGAGUUGCGAGGAACGAUGCAACGUUAG
This is a messenger RNA of Naegleria gruberi, 1077 nucleotides long. RefSeq lists its product as uncharacterized. NCBI's taxonomy places the organism in Eukaryota, Heterolobosea, Eutetramitea, Acrasida, Naegleriidae. The transcript has a single exon. Bases 1 to 1077 code for a protein of 358 amino acids. The record is from RefSeq and is a predicted model, not a curated record.